Messenger RNA from Bicyclus anynana (squinting bush brown), 1437 nucleotides. Its product is annotated as facilitated trehalose transporter Tret1-like. Lineage: Eukaryota; Metazoa; Arthropoda; Insecta; Lepidoptera; Nymphalidae. Gene Ontology annotation, biological process: transmembrane transport. The coding region runs from base 1 to 1437 and encodes 478 amino acids. The record is from RefSeq and is a predicted model, not a curated record. Gene Ontology annotation, molecular function: transmembrane transporter activity. Gene Ontology annotation, cellular component: membrane. The transcript has 2 exons.
AUGGCGGCACACGGGCUACUGAUCGGCUACGCAGCCAUCUUGUUGCCGCAGUUGCGUCGGCCUGGCUCCAGCAUACCCAUCGACGAUGCUUCCGGCUCCUGGAUAGCGUCUAUCCUGGGAUUUGCGCUCGUCGCUGGAAACUUCAUAGUGCCAACGAUAAUGGCCAAAUACGGCAGGAGGACUGCCAACUUAGCGAGCAUAGCGCCCAUGCUCAUUGGAUGGUUCUGCAUCAUCCUCGCUACCAACAUAACAACACUCCUCAUCGCAAGACUUCUUCAAGGCCUCGCCAUGGGUAUGAGCGCAUCUCUCGGUCCAGUAUUGAUUGGAGAAUACACCAGCCCAUCAAAUAGAGGAGCAUUCCUCACUUUUAUAUCAUUAUCAAUAGCAACAGGAGUUCUUUGCGUCCAUUCCCUCGGAUCCUUCCUCAGUUGGCAAGUCACUGCUUUGGCGAUAGCUUUAGUAGUUUUCGCGGAUCUGCUGAUAGUGAUGCAUUCUCCAGAAUCCCCGAGUUGGUUGGCUGAUCAAGGAAGAUACGACGAGUGCAGAACGGUCUUCCGUUGGCUGAGAGGCGAUGAAGAAGAGGAUGAACUAGAAAAAAUGAUCGAAGCAAGCAGAAUGGCACGAGAAGCCAAGGAAUUUGAAAACGCAUCAUCAGACACUUUCGGAAAGAAACUGAGAAGCAACUUGGGUUACAUAAAUGCAACAAUGAGAAAGAAAGAGUUUUACAAGCCAAUUUUUAUAAUGAUCCACAUUUACACUUUAGGGCAAUGGGCGGGCGCAAACGUCAUAUCAGCGUAUACCAUUGAUUUGUUCACGCAUAUAAUUGGGGACGACGUAAACUUACCUCUAAUUAUGAUAACUCUGGAUUUACAGAGAAUCAUUUCGAACAGUAUCGCAGUCUUUGUUAUAAGAAAAGUGAAACGACGGACGAUGUUGUUUUCCACUGUGGGAAUAAACUUAUUCGCAUUUCUGUCAAUAGCAGCUUACACUUACUGCAAAGGGCAUAAUCUUCUGCCAUUCGAUCAUCCAGCAAUCGGAAUAGCUUUAAUCCAUGUUCAUAUGUUCUCAAUAGCAACGGGGACAGUCCCUCUGCCUUUCAUCAUAGCCGGAGAAGUAUUCCCAUUAGAAUACAGAAGUUUGGCUGGUGGAAUAAGUGUACUCUUCCUAUCCUUCAAUCUCUUUAUAACGGUGAAGACGGUACCAUUCUUGUUCAAGACCAUUGGUAUCUAUGGAGCUUAUGUCCUCUACGCGUCAGUGGUGGCCUACUGUUUGGUGGUAUCUUUGCUGUUUCUACCAGAAACUAAAGACAGGACUUUGCAAGAAAUUGAGGACGAAUUUCGAGGCAGACCACUUUCACCUGAGGAACUAAAGUUCACACAGUCGCUGACAUAUUUGACACAUAAUACAGACAGAAGAUUUAGCAGCCCAUUUGUGUGA